AUGUCCAAGUUUUACGAAUUAGCACCAAGUGAUAAAAAAGGUGAACCAUAUUCAUUCUCUCAAUUAGAAGGCAAGGUUAUCUUGAUUGUCAAUGUUGCUUCAAAAUGUGGUUUCACUCCUCAAUAUAAGGAAUUGGAAGAAUUAUAUCAAAAACAUAAAGAUGAAGGUUUAGUUAUUUUAGGUUUCCCUUGUAAUCAGUUUGGUCACCAAGAACCAGGUAGUGAUGAAGAAAUUGCUCAAUUUUGUACCUUGAAUUAUGGUGUCACCUUCCCAAUUAUGAAGAAGAUCGAAGUUAAUGGUAACAGUGUAGACCCAGUUUAUGAAUUUUUGAAGAGUCAAAGGGCUGGUAUCCUAGGUUUCAGAGGCAUUAAAUGGAAUUUUGAAAAAUUCUUGGUCGACAGAAAAGGUGAAGUUUAUGAAAGAUAUUCUUCUUUGACAAAACCAGCUUCAAUUGAAGGUGACAUCGAAAAAUUGUUAAAACAAUAA
Messenger RNA from Vanderwaltozyma polyspora DSM 70294, 486 nucleotides. Its product is annotated as glutathione peroxidase. The transcript has a single exon. The record is from RefSeq and is a predicted model, not a curated record. Gene Ontology annotation, molecular function: glutathione peroxidase activity. Gene Ontology annotation, biological process: response to oxidative stress. NCBI's taxonomy places the organism in Eukaryota, Fungi, Ascomycota, Saccharomycetes, Saccharomycetales, Saccharomycetaceae. Bases 1 to 486 code for a protein of 161 amino acids.